Messenger RNA from Papilio polytes (common Mormon), 2724 nucleotides. RefSeq lists its product as uncharacterized. NCBI's taxonomy places the organism in Eukaryota, Metazoa, Arthropoda, Insecta, Lepidoptera, Papilionidae. The coding region runs from base 209 to 931 and encodes 240 amino acids. The transcript has 2 exons. The record is from RefSeq and is a predicted model, not a curated record.
AUCUUUCAACCAGUGUUAAGAAUCAGAACUGAUUUACACAUCUCUAUAAGAUACUUGUCAUGUCAAUGUCAAGCAAUAUCCAUAUUUUUCACGUGUUUGUUAUUGUUUGCAAAAUAACUUGAGUUCAGCUGAAGCUGAAAUAAACUUCAGCAGUUUUUGAGUUUUGCUUUGAUGGACGAAGCUCGUAACGGCAGUUUACGACGAAAAUAUGGAGGAUGUUCUGUGUUUGUCAGAAAGAGAAUUUACCACAUAUUUUAUAUCAAUUUACCGUGAAUUGCCAACGUUAUGGAAUACAAAGUCCCGAGAUUAUACGGACAAAUAUAAAAGGAAAUUGGCCUUCACGAAAAUGACAAAUUUAUUAAAAAUGCUCCGUCCUAAUAUUACUGAGUAUGAUGUAAAGAAAAAAAUAAACAUCUUGCGUACCAGUUACAAACGUGAAGAGAACAAAGUUAUUAAGGCCAUGGGUUCAGGUUCUGGGGAUCCUUAUGUACCGUCAUUGUGGUUCUAUAAUCAUUUACAAUUUCUACAUGAAGAGGAUGAAGCAGAUGGAGAGAAUGAAGAGAAUGACAUAAGCAUCAUAACAGAUAAACAGGAAUCAUCAUCGUCACGAUCAUCAAACUCAUCACCUUCAAAUUCAAUGCAACAAAAAAAGAAAAAAAACAACAACUCUAAAUAUGAAUUUAGGAUAGCCAAGGACCAAGUCAACGGGCUAGAAAAUGAAUAUAAUGUAAUGGCAACAAACUGGGCGUAUAAAUUGGAGUGGAUGACUCCAAAUCAAAGGCGACUGGCAGAAAAGUUCAUUAACGAAAUACUCUUUGAAGGUGAAGAAGGAAAUCUUAAUAGGAAUUCUGUAGUAAUUAAUGCUAACAGUACAUGUUCAAUUCCCUCAAAACCUGUUAUAACAAUAAAAUCUUCCAACUCUGAGUCAUAGAUAUCUUCUGAAAUUCUUCUAUUCUAAAAAAACAAAAAGUGAACAGUGUGUCGAUUUUUCUGCGACAUUCUGACAUAAAAAUAAGUACAGUACUAUGAAAGCAGUUGAAAAAUUUAAUUUUCUAGUAAUUUACCAGCAUGACCUGGGUUUUUUAAAUCUAUAAAAUGUGUAUUUGUGUUAAUAUUCACUGGCUUUCUCAAUAGCCAUCUUAUGAUGUAAAAAAAUUAGGAUUAAGACUAGGAUUAGGUUGACUGAGGCCUAAUCCUCUGUGGUGUAGACUUGAGCUCUCAAAGAAAGCUGCUCUCAAAGAGAGCUGUCAAAGAAUAUAAUCUAUAGACUAUUUUCCCAUUCCUUUAAUUGAUUCAUACACUUAUUUGAUUGGUUGGGGUUGAAAGCUACCAGCUAAUAGGAUGAUCACUGUUUGUUUAAUAUCAGUUGGAUUGAAUAAGAACACAUAUCAUUGCAACAACAUUUAUUUUGUAUGUACACUUAAUUUUCGCAGCUUUGUAUAAUGUACAAAUAAUAAAUGCACAACUUCAGCAUUGUAAAACUCUUAAAUCAAAAUAACUCGCAAGCACAAAGUGUUGCAAUUAAAUGAAACUUUAGAACAUUACAAUAAAGUUAAUGUAUAUCAGGAAUUGGUCCCACUUUAAAGUUAGUACGCUCAAUGGUAAUAAAAUAUAAUUACUAAAUAAUUAUGUUACCAUGGUGCUGUUUAUAGGAAAAUUCUCUCAGUUCGUUUUUGUUACACAGAAUGAUUGUUUAUACAUUAACAGUAUUUUUACACGGACUUGAGAUUACAAAUCGCGUUAAAAAUACUGUUAUUGCAAUUGAUGGCUACUGUUUUAAGUGUCCGUUACUUCAGACCAACUGCAAUUUGCAUGUUAGUUGUUAGUAGAUUAUUUACAAAUAUUGAGCAUGUUGCCAUUGUAAAUAAUAAAAAAUAUUGUCUAUUGUUUAAAUUCAAAUUCCGUUUGUCUUAAAACGAAACGUUAUUCAGCUGUGUUUUGUUUUAUACAAUAUAAAUUUUGUAAUUAAGUGUUAAUUAAAGUUUUAGAGGUUAGUGUGGGUCAUAAUUUACUUGAUAGGUUAUAAUUUUCAAUGUCAAAAAACUUAUGCUGAGAUUAUGUAAAAAUAGCACCGUUUAUAAGCAUAUUGUUUACGUAACCUCAACAUACAAUUUUUAUGGUUUCUCCGUCUAAGCAUGGUACUAAACAAAACGUCAUUCAAGUUGUGCAAUAACGAUGUGUACAAAUUACAAAUAAUUAUGCAUGUUGGUGACUAAAUGACAAGUAUUUUAGUCGUUAAGUUGAGGACUAGAAUAACUUUGAAACGAGUCAGUAUCACUAAACACUAAAUACAUCUAUGCAUUCAAGUACAACGUGAAUUAAAUACAGCCAAACAUAGAAUGUAUAGGUGUAGUACAUACGUGCAUUAGUGUUAUGUAUAAAACAUCAUUUUCGUCACGGUUUAAAAUUCGAUUUCCCUCGUCAGAUCAGUCAUUUACCCCUAGUGUUGCCAAUAUACAAAAAUAUUUAAUUUAAAACACCGAAUUUGAAACAAGAAAGCAUUUUUUUCAAUAAGUUAAUGAAGCCAAAAUAAAGUAGGUAAGCCUAAAAAGUAAACUCUGCUUUGUACAAUAUAAAUAAAUUAAAUGAGCAAUAACAGAAAUGUUUUAACAUGAAUACUCUAGGCGGCUGCCGUGUUUAUAUUAGUUUACGUAGCUUUUCUAUGAAUGGCACAAUACUACACAAUGUUUAUAAAUAUACAAUAAAAUACCGAACGAACAAUUC